Elgaria multicarinata webbii is the source of this 559-nucleotide messenger RNA. RefSeq names its product thyroid hormone-inducible hepatic protein-like. The record is from RefSeq and is a predicted model, not a curated record. NCBI's taxonomy places the organism in Eukaryota, Metazoa, Chordata, Lepidosauria, Squamata, Anguidae. Gene Ontology annotation, cellular component: cytosol. The transcript is spliced from 2 exons. The coding region runs from base 23 to 418 and encodes 131 amino acids. Gene Ontology annotation, biological process: regulation of lipid biosynthetic process.
AAGAAUCUCUCUCCCCAUCACCAUGGAAAGAUACUGCUCUGCUGUCCGCAAGAUGGAGCAAACAGUGAUGUUUCCUAGCCUUCUCCAAGGGGUCUCCUUGGAAGACCAGGACAACACAUUUGAGGCCAACUCUUGUGAUGGCAAUUCCGGGGACAGAGACUUGUAUGAAUAUUUCACCCUCCUCAAAUCCAUCAAGCUGAUGGCCGAGAGCGGCCUGGUCCCUCUCAGCGAAAAGAAUUCCAGCGUCAGAGAAGAGGAGGACGAAGAGGAGGCUGAUCUUGAAGGACUCUUCCAUUAUCAUGUCUCUGGCUUGCGCCAUGUUCUCACGCAGUUGACGACAAAAGCAAACACAGUUACUUCCAAAUACAAUGAAAUCAUGGGGCAGAUCAACCAGAACAAAAUCUCUCUCCGGUGGUGAAACACACAUGGAGAACAGAAAAGGACUCGCUGCAUUUCACAACCUGGACCAGGUGUACGACUUGAUGGUCCUAUACCUGGGAAGGAGCCCAGAGACCUCAGAUUCAGUGUCCAUCUCACGGAAUCAGAGUGAGAUGAACUA